Messenger RNA from Hymenoscyphus albidus, 744 nucleotides. The record is from the annotation of a GenBank genome assembly. Lineage: Eukaryota; Fungi; Ascomycota; Leotiomycetes; Helotiales; Helotiaceae.
AUGGCACCACCCACCGAGGGAGAUGCUCUUUCUGGUAACAACACUGCCGGGGGAGUAAUCAGCUCAUUGACUCCGAAGGAGACUCAAAUGCUGGCUGUGGUUGUCUCGAUGAUGGGAGACGUCCCCAACGUAAGUUCACUUUCCAUCACUUCAUCUUCGAUCUCUGGCUUUUAAUUAGGAAUUGCCUUUGGUUCGAUCUGAAGGCUUUCCUACCGCCAAUUGGGUUUCAAGCGGGUAGGCAGUCCUUCAAUCUCGGCACUUAGAAGCUAACAUGUGUCUACAGAUUAACUUCGAGGAGGUCGCCCCGUUGGUUGGCCAGAAGUACGCACGAAAUGCUCGCUCUGCUUGCAAGAAAUUAUUCGACAAGUUGAAGAAGAAUGCCCCGCCAGGUAUUGUUGCCUCUUCAUCUACCGGCACUGGUGAUGAAUCUGCUCCCGCUACCCCAAAGAAGACCCCCUCGAAGCCUCGCAAGGUCGGCGCCAAGAGCACACCUAAGAAGGCCACUUCGGCUCCAGAGGGCAAGGCAGUCAAGGGUGAAAUGAACGAUGAGGCUGGUGCUAUUGAAUCUCAUGCCGAUGAGGACAUGAAGCUUGGUAAGUCAACCCUGCCAUCUCUCGAUCCAGUCCAUCGCUUCCUUUGUCCCAAUGAUGUCUGGCAGUACAGCAACCUUCGACGUUGGUUGCCCAGAUCGUUCAAGUACUUCUUGCUAAUUGUGGUAUGCUUUUAGACUUUGACGACGAAUAA